AGUUUAACCGUGGCCAAUUUACUGUCCUUCUUUAUCAACGAUGUGCCUGCUAUUUGCACCUCUGACCUCAUCGACCCCUCUAGCCAGCCGUAUUCAAGUCUAGCUUUCUUAAUGAGCAGUGCGAUACGAUAUCUCAUUCUACUGCAACCAAACCUACAAGAAUUCUUUGAAUCAUGUACUAUAUCUGGAUCACCAACGGCAGUGUGGUAGCGACCUAUUAUGUCUCGUUCAAUCAAUCUGUCCAAUACUUCAGAAAGCGCCCUCACAGGUCUGAUUGUAAACAGCGUCGAGACCGAUGGCAUCCUUACGACGGCAUAGCCUCCCAAGCCAACAUUACUGUUGAUCCUAGUUCUGUGGAAAUAACAAAAAUAACUGAGGAAUGUUCUACUUCUUACUGUUUGAAUGGAGGGAUAUGCUCUUUGCUAAAUGGAUUGAGAGUUUGCCAAUGUCCCAUUGGUUAUGAAGGAGAUAUUUGUGAGAUAGCUCCUAGCACUCAGGCUCCUUCCACUCUGGAUGAUAGUACCAUGGCAACAGAAAGCAUCGCUCAGACGACCAAUGAGGAAUCAUCAUCGCAGAUACAAAUAACCGAGGAAUGUUCUACUUCUUACUGUUUGAAUGGAGGGAUAUGCUCUUUGCUAAAUGGAUUGAGAGUUUGCCAAUGUCCCAUUGGUUAUGAAGGAGAUAUUUGUGAGAUAGCUCCUAGCACUCAAGCUCCUCCCAUUCUGCAUGAUAGUACCAUGGCAACAGAAAACAUUGCUCACGAACCAAUGCGGCAUCAUCAUCGCAGAUACCUGGUCUCUCUGAUACAGAUACAAUUGGUAUAGUGUUUGGUGUGCUGGUGUAGUAGUCAUCUUCAUAUUUAUUGUUUGCUUCUGCAUCCACAUCUCCCACUAUCGCCAACAAAACAUAAUGCUUUACUCCAAGCCACUGCCCUACGGCACCGCCGAUGAUGACAGCCUGAGAGGUUUGCACAGCAUACCUUACGCUCAACAUGCUGGACGUUCCAACUUGCGUCACAAUGGCAACUCUGACCAGUUCAGAUUGCCCUUGCACUUGUUUGACACAGAGGCUGAUUUCAGUGAGAGAACGAGUGAUGGAUUCAGAAGCACCACUGAUCUUCGUAUGCAGCAGCUAGCAAAAGUCAUCACACACUCACCAUACCUCAAUGAGAAGAUGCAGUCCCAGAUUACCGACGUCACUAGCCCAUCUCGCAUGAGGGCUGCUCCAAGAUCAGAGUUUGUACGUCCUUACCUUGCAACUGGACAAGAAGGAGAGUUUAUAUCACUGAAAUGAAUCAGAGGAUGCUAUUGGUCCAGCAGGAAGAUUCCAGACACCUAGAGCUCAUGUACCCUGGGGUCUUCAGGAAAGUCACAC
Lytechinus variegatus (green sea urchin) is the source of this 1374-nucleotide messenger RNA. Its product is annotated as hepatocyte growth factor activator-like. The transcript is spliced from 9 exons. Gene Ontology annotation, biological process: heterophilic cell-cell adhesion; establishment or maintenance of epithelial cell apical/basal polarity. Gene Ontology annotation, cellular component: protein-containing complex; plasma membrane. The record is from RefSeq and is a predicted model, not a curated record. The coding region runs from base 174 to 824 and encodes 216 amino acids. NCBI's taxonomy places the organism in Eukaryota, Metazoa, Echinodermata, Echinoidea, Temnopleuroida, Toxopneustidae.